AUGUACACCUUCGGGUUCAACUACGGAAAGUACACGACGCUGAUCGACUACCGAUGGGUCGCCUGGUUCCCUUUGCUCGACUUCUUCAUGGCCGCAGGCGUACAGUUGUUCUACGCUGAGCGGGCAUGGAAGGUCACCGGACGCUCCAACAUCUUCAUCGGCCUGGCUAUCAUGCCUUUCCUCCUCUCCUUCGUGGGAUCAGUCGGCAUCUGCGUCAAAGGCAUGGCCAGCAGGACCUACCUCGACGACACCUACGUCCUCUUCGGCUUCCUGUGGGUCGUUGGAAUGUUCUUAACCGACAUCGUCAUCACCGGAACAGCUCUCUGGGGUCUGUACCAGUCGCGAUCCGAAUGGGAGCAGACCGACUACAUCGUCCGUCGACUGAUCAGAGUUGCGUGCGAGUCCCAGCUCCCGCCUACCAUCCUCGCGCUUGCUCUGCUCAUCGACAUCAUUAUCCAGCGUGACACAUGGUAUGCCGUGUUCUUUGAGCUCAUUCAAGGCUACGUCUACAUCAUCGGAAUGGUCUACGUCCUGAAUCAGAGGCAGAGUCUGAACCGUACGCUUGAGCAGGCAACCGUUCAGCGUUCCAGCCAAUUCCGUCUCGGCAGUCGCAACCGCUUCCCGGCUGGCCCAGCAACCAUCCACGUUCAAACCGAGACGUACGUCGAGAGUCACCAGAUCAACCCCGAGUUCGCCGAGCACAAGAUUCAGCCCAAGCUCCGUCAGAUCUCCGAAACGGAGUUCGAGGGCACGUCGUCUAGCGGACACGAGGGCGAGUAUGAGCUGGCGGAGAGCAGCGCAGGUUACGGCACCAUCAACCAGAGCCUGUCUAAUCUCCACAUGGCCGUCCAGGAGAACGCGUUGCGGAAACAGCGAACGGUCGAUAUGGACAGCCUCCGCGGUGACAGCCUACGAGGCGGCUUCGAGAAGCAGCCAUGA
Trichosporon asahii var. asahii CBS 2479 is the source of this 939-nucleotide messenger RNA. RefSeq lists its product as uncharacterized. Lineage: Eukaryota; Fungi; Basidiomycota; Tremellomycetes; Trichosporonales; Trichosporonaceae. The record is from RefSeq and is a predicted model, not a curated record. The transcript has a single exon. Bases 1 to 939 code for a protein of 312 amino acids.